CCUAAAUUUGCUCUGUCUCUGUGAGAACCCAAAACAUUUUUUUAAAACUUGGACACGCCCAUUACUCCGAGCUGCAGCCAGUUCAUGUUCCGUUCAGUUAAAAGUCUUCUGAGAUCAGCUCUGCCCACAAUCACAUCAUCAGUGAAGCUCCUCUCACAUAAAUUCUCCAAUAAAUACUGGAAUAUUCCCAUCAGACGAGCAUCAAAGCAUCAGGAAAUGCUGAAAUCUGCAAAGACUGAGUUUAUUAAAGAGGACAGUGAGAACAUGAGUGAUCCAGAACCCUGCAGAAUGAAACACAAUGAAGAUACUGAAGAACAAAGAGAUAUGUUUAAAGAGGAGGAGGACAGUAAAGAACUGAGUGAAGUGGAAGAGAAACAUCAUGUCAAACCUGGAGAAAAACCUUUGAGUCGCUCAAAGACUAAAAAGACAUUUUUAAAGAAAAGAACAGCAAAUAAAUCUUUCACCUGCACUCAGUGUGGAAAGAGUGUGACAACCAAACAAAGUCUUGAGCAUCACAUGAGGAUCCACAACGGAGAGAAGCCGUUCACAUGUAAUCAGUGUGGAAAGAGUUUCUCAGAGAAACGAAAUCUUGAGGUUCAUGUAAGAGUUCAUACUGGAGAAAAGCCAUUCAAAUGUGAUCAGUGUGAAAAGAGAUUCUCAAGAAAAGAUAAUCUAGAGAUUCACAUGAGGAUCCACACUGGAGAGAAACCAUUCACAUGUGAUCAGUGUGGGAAGAGUUUCACACAAAAACCAAAUCUUAGGAAACACAUGAAGAGCCACACUGGAGUGAAGCCAUUCACAUGUGAUCAAUGUGGGACAAGCUUCGCAUCAAAAGUAUGUCUUCGGGAACACAUGAGGAUCCACACUGGAGAGAAGCCGUUCACAUGUGAUCGAUGUGGGAAGAGUUUCCCGUACAAACGAAGUCUUAACACGCACUUGAGACUUCAUACUGGAGAGAAGGUGUUCACAUGUGAUCAGUGUGGGAAGAGUUUCACACAAAAAAUACACCUUAAGGUUCACAUGAUGAUCCACACUGGAGAGAAGCCGCAUGUAUGUGAUAAAUGUGGGAAGAGUUUCAUAGGUUCAGCACGCCUUAAAAGUCACAUGAGAAUCCACACAGGAGAGAAGCCGUUCAUGUGUGUUCUGUGUGAAAAGAGUUUCACAUGCAAAGAAAGUCUUGAUCAUCACCUGAAAGUUCAUACUGGAGAGAGACCGUUCACAUGUGAUCAAUGUGGGAAGAGUUUCAUGGAUUCUUCAAAACAUAAAAGACACAUGAAAAUCCACACUGGAGAGAAGCCGUACGCAUGUGAUAAAUGUGGGAUGAGUUUCACAGAAUCAGGAAACCUUAAGAGUCACAUGAGAGUCCACACCGGAGAGAAGCCGUUGGCAUGUGAUAAAUGUGGGAAGAGCUUCGGGGAUUCAGGACACCUUAAGAGACACAUGAGAAUCCACACUGGAGAAAAGCCUUUCAUGUGUGAACAGUGUGAAAAGAGAUUCUCAAACAAAUAUAAUCUUAAGCUUCACAUGAGAAUCCACACUGGAGAGAAACCGUUCACAUGUGAUCAGUGCGGGACAAGCUUCAAAGAUAAACCAAGUCUUGAGCUUCACAUGAGAGUUCACACCGGAGAGAAGCCAUACAUGUGUGUUCAUUGUGAAAAGAGAUUCACUCACAGACAAAAUCUUAAUGCUCACUUGAGGAUCCACACCGGAGAGAAGCCAUUCACAUGUGAUCACUGCGGCAAAACAUUUAUUGUGUCAUCAAACCUGAAGAAACACCUGACAGUUCAUACGAAGCAGAAGCCACAUUCAUGUUCUGUGUGUGGAAAGAGUUUUUCACUGCUGCAAAGUUUACAAACACAUGAGAAAAUACAUACUGGUGUAAAACCUUAUAUGUGCUUUGAGUGUGAGAAGCCUUUUACUCAUGCAAGUGCUCUAAGGCAGCAUAAGAAGAUUCACACUGGAGAAAGACCUCACAAGUGUUCAUACUGUGAAAAGAGAUUCAAUAAGUCAGCAGAUCUGAAAACACAUGAGAGGAUUCACACUGGAGAAAGACCUUACAAGUGUUCACACUGUGACAAGAGAUUCAUUCGGUCAGCAGAUCUGAAAACACAUGAGAGGAUUCACAGCAGAGAGAAGCCGCACACGUGUGAUCAAUGUGGAAAUAGUUUCUCUUAUAAAAGUCACCUGAAGCUUCACAUGAAGAUCCAUGCAGUGAAGAAACCACUUAAUGGAGAAACCAAUUAGUUUCCUAACAGCCAUGAUGAGUGAUGGGACAUUUUGUUGGUUGAUUUUAGGGGUGGGCAAUCUGAUUGUGAUCAAUCUUGAAAAUGUCUACGAACUACUUUUCAAGAGAAUCAUGGAGAUUGUGAACUUAUAUAUAUUACAAAUUGUUAGAACCCUAUGGGUGUGCCUGUGUUUUCUCUCUCACUCGCUUUGUCAUUUUUUUUAGGCUCCACCAAUUUAAUCUGCUGUUAGUUUGGUAACAUGUCAAUCUCUAUCAAUGGCAUGACGUAAUCUCCUCCGCUGCCUCUCCUGCCACUCUGCCUUGUUUUGUUGUUUAGUAUCUUUAAUAGUGAAGCACACGUGACACUCGCUGUGUUUUCAGCCUCUACCGUCUGUCUAUUUGAGGACAUUAAUGCACAAACUUUAAUGAAAUGUGUAUCUCAGUCAGUAUGUCCGUCACCACAUUGGUGUGGAUACUGUACUUAUACGUCUUGGAAGGAUGUAUAAUUGGGGUACAAGGGUAAAUAAAGUACUGGUUGUUUCAAUAA
Megalobrama amblycephala (Wuchang bream) is the source of this 2771-nucleotide messenger RNA. Its product is annotated as oocyte zinc finger protein XlCOF6-like. Gene Ontology annotation, cellular component: nucleus. The transcript is spliced from 3 exons. The record is from RefSeq and is a predicted model, not a curated record. Gene Ontology annotation, molecular function: RNA polymerase II cis-regulatory region sequence-specific DNA binding; DNA-binding transcription factor activity, RNA polymerase II-specific. Bases 85 to 2244 code for a protein of 719 amino acids. Gene Ontology annotation, biological process: regulation of transcription by RNA polymerase II. Lineage: Eukaryota; Metazoa; Chordata; Actinopteri; Cypriniformes; Xenocyprididae.